Blepharisma stoltei is the source of this 1174-nucleotide messenger RNA. The record is from the annotation of a GenBank genome assembly. Lineage: Eukaryota; Ciliophora; Heterotrichea; Heterotrichida; Blepharismidae.
AUGUUGGCCCGUAGAACACUAUGGAGAGCUUUCACAAGCUCAGCAGCCACCAGCCAAGGUGCUGCUACUGAUGAAUUAUGCUGAUAUAUAUAAAUAGUAUAAAAAUUGGUAUUAAGUAUAAUAAAACCAGAUUAUUAAGCUGAGAAUAGAAAAAAAAAUUGCUCAAGUACUCCAAAAGGUAGCUCCAGCUGAGGCAAAAGUACCCCAAGAAGAAAGGCAGAAGACUCUCGACGAAAGAUUAGCUGAGCUGGAUUCAAAUGUUGCUAAAAUAGAAGCCUUAAGAGAAGCUGGCAAACCAGAAGAAAUCAGAAUCAGAAACCUCCCCAACAAGUACGGCAGAGCUGGCCGUUUUCCAGCCUAUCCCUGGUAUGGACAAGCAGUUCCUACUGAAGAUAAAUACCCACAUUUAGCUGAAAGACUUGGAAACUACAGAAAACAUAUCGAGACCGGCAACGACCAACUUUUGAAAUGGCUUCAAGUCGAAACUGACCUAAACAACCCUAAUUUCAAGUCGCACUUCGUCCAAGAACCUGCAAGAGAGCCAGACCCAGAUGUGGAUUUCGAAAAAGGGGAUAUUUUAUAUGAAAAUAAAGACGCUGGACAAGGCGCAGUUCUUGUCAGGCAAAUUGGCUGGUCUAGCUUCUUUUAUAUAGGCUUUAAUAUGUGGCAUGGUAUUUGGAGUGGCAGAUUUAUUUAUCCAGUAGGAAAUGAGUUUAUGGAUAUCAGAAGCGACCAUGCUAAUAUUAACCAAAACUUCUUGCAGCAGACUGUACUUUUCGACUCGCCUUGGCAAGCUACUGGGUCAAUUGCUGUGACUGCAUUUGUGGUCCCUCUUAUCCCACUUAUGGCACUGGGAUACACUUAUCUGUUUCAUGCAGCUACUGAUGAUAUUGUGUCAAAGAUGCAGUUCAAUGCAUCUAAAGAUAUUUUAUUCAUUACUAAAAGAACAGGAGCCUUUUGGUCACAUGAAGUAGAAGUAGCUCAUGAAGUCACCCAUCUACAAGUUCUCCCACCAACCCCACAGACUGGACUUGAUAACGUGAACGAUAGAACUUGGGUCACCCUCACUGACAUGAGCACAAUGGAGAACUUUAAGCUUUGCUUAGACAAGAAAUAUUGGCACCCGAAUCUUAUUGCUGAUUUCAAGCUUCAUAUUCAUUCUCUAUGGGAUUAA